Molecule: messenger RNA, 1874 nt
Organism: Vitrella brassicaformis
Lineage: Eukaryota; Vitrellaceae
Source: the annotation of a GenBank genome assembly
UGCAGAAUGGAGAAUGACUUCUGUCACAAAACGUCAAAACUCCGACUUCAAUAUAAAACUCCAUUUCUCAAUAUAGCGAAUUGCAGUCAGAAGGGCAGGCAGGUAGAUCAGGCGAGGAAACAACAACAAACAAAAACACAUGCCCUCCCAUGUGUGUGGCCUCCCUGUCAGGUUUGGCGACGGCGUGAGUCACCUCGGCUUGUACUGUAGGAGGUGGGAGAGGAAGGAUGGACGGAACAGCCGUGUUCAUACGCACCUGUACUCUUUUGUCUGCAGGUAGUCUGCGGACGGCCGCGGGGUCAAGAAGAUGAACAGACUCGGUUGGCUGUUGCCCUGGAAAUGCCGUCACGAUUAUGAGCGAGUGCCGGCCGAUGCUGCUGAUGAAUGUGAGAUGGUUUCCCUGCUGUCGGUGGCCAUCGCUGGCGAAGAUCAAACGCUGCCUGCAGACGUCCUGGGCCUGGUGGUGUCCUUCCUCCCUGUCGACGUCGCUGUGAUGACUCGGGCGGUCGGCAAGCCAUACAGCUCUCAGCUGAUUGACGAGACCUUCCUAUGGCGCAUCGACAGCUCCCUCGCCCAGCAGCAGCUCACGGGCCUCAUCGACGUGGAGAGGGACCGCGGCAUCGACCCCUCGGCCCCUCCGCUGCCGCCAUCCCUCUCGCGGCUUGGGUAUCUCGCUCGCUGCGCCUACGUCAUCGAGCAGGCGGCUGAGUGGCCCACGAUGGCCACACUCAUCAAGGUCGCAGGUGUCUGCGGUGUGGCUGGCCAGCUGCCCCUGGUGCUGUCGGCUGAGUUUAUGGCGGCCCAUCUGCCGGACAAGGCCAUUUUUCACCGGCUUCCGACUGCAAUGGCCAUCUACAACGCACUGAGCUACGCGCCGCCCGACGCCAACGACGGAGCAGCAGGAGGGUUGCAGCUGAGGGAGGUCGACAACAGAGUGGAGGCCUCCUUGUUGGUCGUGCCGGCCACGAUACUGUCUCGGGUCCUGCUUGCAGCAUUCUACGUCAUCUGCUUGGCGGCCCUCGCGUGUGUCAUUGCCGAGACGGCUCUCAAACUAUUUCUUCAUAUGUGAGUAUUUCCUUGGUGACGUGGCCACGGGCAGUAUCCUAUUCUGGGUCACCUCUAUCUGUGUGUCCUUGCUGGUACUCACCAUGGCCUUCUGCGUCUGCUUCUUGGCCUCCAUGGGGAUCACAAGUCUCGUCCGGCGCGUCCACAAGCGUCUGAGGCUCGUCCAGCACUAUGGCAUCGGCUCGAUGACAUUUCGCAUCAUCGGCCGGGAUGAGCUGCUCUGCUUUCGCCCCUUUCUCUGGCGGGCCUAUCGCCGCCUCGACCCGCCCGUCACGCUGGUCAGCUUUGGUGAUAUCUACCCCUCCUUCAGCUCAUUUGCGCUUCACACGCUGUUGUUAGAAGGCGCAUUCGAUACCACCCUGAGGGUGGUUCUCGAGGGCCAGGUGAACUCGUGGAAUGCCAGGGGGGGGGGUUCCUCGCUCUAUACUGACGGCUCCUUGAGCGGCCACAGCGACGUCCUGGUUAUCGACAGGCGAUGGAGCCAGGGAGUCUUAUUGGAGAUCGUAGAUGACAUUUUUUUGAGGCGUCGCUGCAUGGUUGUGGUCCUAUUGCUGGGUGGUGGGUCUGUGGUGGCCUCCGUAUCCCUUGGUGACAGGUACAUAAUGGUCAGGACCACCGAGGUGGAGGCGGCGGGCGGAGAGGCUGUCGAUGAGCGGCUCCCUCUCACCAUGGCUGCUGUGAGGCGAUUCGGGCUGGAGCACCUCAUUGAUGGCCAACCGUGAUGAGCAAGCUGUUUGUGUGCGUGAAGGGCCGUCCAGUCUGACUUACGUGUCUGUGCAUGUUUGGCUGAGUGGGUGGAUGUGACUGAC